AUGUCAGCUUUCUCGGGUGCAUUUGGUGGGCUGGUAGCAUAUGGAAUAUCUCUCAUCCACACUACCAUUGGCCAUUGGCGGGUUCUCUUCCUUGUCGAGGGCUUGCCAACCGUCGCUUUCGCAUUCGUGGUCCUGUUCUUUUUGCCUGACAGGCCAGAGACCUCAAAAUUUUUCAAAAAUGAAGAAGAGAGGCAGAUUGCUAUUCGCCGAAUGAAUCAAGGGCAACAAAGUGAAGGCCACAAUUCCCUUGUCAUGAAGCAUGUUAUUGCCAGCCUUAAAGACUGGAAGGUAUAUGGUGUUUGCAUCGUCAAAAUGGGACACGAUGCAUCUCUGGCAACAAUCUCAAUCUUUCUACCAACCAUCCUUCACUCCCUUGGGUAUUCAAAGACUGCAGCACAGUACAUGACUAUCGGCCCGUAUAUGGCUGGCUGGGUGGUCAUGGUUAGUUUCAGUCUCUUAUCAGACAGGCUGCGAACAAGAGGUCCAUUUAUUAUCGGAGGAACCGCUUUGGCCAUCAUUGGAGUGUCGUUGAUGUACACGUUCCCAGCGAAAGAAAACCCCAAAGCUGCUCUUGGCGGUGUAUUCCUACUUGUCAUUGGCAUCUUUCCGUGUAUACCGCUGGAAGUGCAAUGGGUCUCGGAUAACGCUGGUGCAGAGUCGAAGAAAGCGAUGGCACUCUGCAUGAUUGUGAUUGCGGGCCAUUGCUUAAGCAUUCUUGCUAGCAAAAGUUUCCCUGAGCAGGAAGGCCCAAUGUAUAUCCGAGGGUAUGCUAUUGUCCUCUCAUUUCUGUGCCUGAGCUUCGUGGCGUCGGUUGUCUUGUACACUCGACAUCAGAUCGUUAAUGCGCAAAGGGACAAGAAGUAUGGCAAGCCGAAUCCUCUGCAUAAAGUGGACACUUCUAUACUAGCAGAUAAAGCCCCUAUGUUUAGGUAUAUCCCAUAG
Trichophyton benhamiae CBS 112371 is the source of this 942-nucleotide messenger RNA. Its product is annotated as MFS transporter, putative. The transcript has a single exon. Gene Ontology annotation, cellular component: membrane. Lineage: Eukaryota; Fungi; Ascomycota; Eurotiomycetes; Onygenales; Arthrodermataceae. The record is from RefSeq and is a predicted model, not a curated record. Gene Ontology annotation, molecular function: transmembrane transporter activity. Gene Ontology annotation, biological process: transmembrane transport. Bases 1 to 942 code for a protein of 313 amino acids.